Knipowitschia caucasica is the source of this 1131-nucleotide messenger RNA. The record is from the annotation of a GenBank genome assembly. NCBI's taxonomy places the organism in Eukaryota, Metazoa, Chordata, Actinopteri, Gobiiformes, Gobiidae.
AUGAACCGGGAGAGAGCUGUGCCAGGGCCCGUGGUGGAGGCGGUCAUGCCCGGCGCGAAUAGGGAACGAGUGGCACAAGUAGCGGGGGUGAGUCGCGACACCCUGGUGGGUCAGGCUCAGGACGGGGCAGAGGCGCUGGAGGCUGAGGCGGACAAGAGGCAGCAUGUGUCCCACAGAGAUGCACAGGCCGUGGACCAUCACCCCACAAGCCCCGCGCUGGUGCCGCCGCAGCAGGGCCCCUGCGCGGCGCACCGCACCACGUCUUUCUCGGUGCUGGACAUUUUGGACCCAAACAAGUUCACGAGCUGCCGCCGCGUGCCGCCUCACGAGCCCGAGCUGAGCGCGUGCGGAGCGGACAAGAGGCACGUGACCGCGGAGCGGGAGGCCAUGGAACCUGCGGAGCGCAAGGGCUUCAGCACAGAGGACUUCAGCUGCAAGGACAGCUUUGUGUACCGCGCUGCAGAAGACGAGGACUAUCAGCGCUCCGGGACCCCAGACUCUGAAGCAGCUGAUGGGGCGUACAGCAGUGAAGAAAGCAGCUCUGUGUUGAACAAUGGAGAUGCUGAGCUGAGCCAAGAGGCAAGAGACAAGAGCCCAUCAGGACACAUGUCCAACGGUCAAACUAACGGCUCUCAGGGUACACAGGGCAAACCCAAGAGGAAGCGCUCCGGCUCAGACUCUAAGUCUGGGAAGCCCCGCAGAGCGCGGACUGCCUUCACCUACGAGCAGCUGGUGGCUCUGGAGAACAAGUUCAAGUCCACACGUUACCUUUCCGUGUGCGAGCGCCUCAACCUGGCCCUGUCCCUGUCCCUCACAGAGACUCAGGUUAAGAUCUGGUUUCAGAACCGCCGCACCAAGUGGAAGAAGCAGAACCCAGGGGCCGAUACGUCAGCUCCUACUGGAGGAGGCGGUGGAGGGGGAGCAGGAGGCCUGGGCAGCCUGAGUCCUCUCAGCCCUUCUCCUCCAGUCAGCGGACACCUGACCAUGCACACGGGCUACGGGGGGCACCACCACCCCGCCACCGGAGGCCUGGUGCAGCUGCCCUUCCUAACAGCCAGCCACGUGCUGUCGCCCUUCAUGCUGGGGACACAGAGCUACGCAGCACCGGCCUUCUACAGCACACACCUGUGA